Messenger RNA from Rotaria socialis, 1188 nucleotides. Lineage: Eukaryota; Metazoa; Rotifera; Eurotatoria; Philodinida; Philodinidae. The record is from the annotation of a GenBank genome assembly.
AUGAGCCAGGAAAAUAGCUUUCCCAUUGUAAAUGAAACAUUGUUAACAUCAUUAAAAAGUAGCAAUGAUGAAGGCAAUCAAAUUUUAUCAUCAAUUGUAUUGAAUAAAUUGAAGAACCAUGAUGAUGAUGAUGAUGAUGAUGACGAUGAUGAUUGGAAAUCAGUUGACAGUGAUCAUGAUAUUAAUAUAAAUGAAAAACAGGAAAAUUUAACAAUCACUAAUAAUUGUGGUUGGGCAAAUUUCGAUGCAUUUCAAACUAAUGUUAAUCCGAAUUCAGAGAAUGCUCUGACCACAACAACAUCGAACGUAAUAGAAGAUGAUUGGGGACGUUUCGAAUCGAAUCAAAUACAUUCUAAUCAAUAUGCUGGCGAAUCAUCGACUGAAAAACAAUCACUAAAAAUAAAUCAUUAUGGCGAUAUUGUUGGUGAUUAUGGUCAACUACAAGUCGGUUCACAAUCUCUAAUAUCGACUUGUUUUCCAUUAGAAUCUAUGAAAUUGUCUGAAGUUGUUGAUAAUUGUAUUCCGUUGGAAUUACCAUCUUUUAUUGCAUGGAAAAAUGAAAAACAAUCAUUAGCAUGUUUUAAACAUAGUCUAUCAUUAUGGACUAUGUUAUCAAAUAUAGCAAAUGAUCCAUUAGGAAUUCAAUAUCAAUGGCAUAAAUCAAAUAUUGAACGUUUAUUUCAUCGAGCACUAGGUGUUCAUAAACGUUUUCAUACUAAAGCUGUUCCUCUAACUUCGAGUCUUUCAACAUUAGUGGUUCCAAGAACAACCUUAAAUAAUAAUAGCGAAAAGAAAUUAUCACAAGAAGCUGCUAUGAGUCUGGCUGGUCACUGGCAACAGAGAAGUCCAGAAAAUCUACUCACUGAUAAUGAUAGCUCAUCUCUUUCAAUCAAAUCAAUUCAUAGUGAAGAUAAAGUUAUUGAUGUAAACAAAUCUCUCGAUCUUGAUUAUACUAUUGGGCCAAUGCAAACUUCUACAUUGAAUCAAGAAGAACAAACUCAUUCUCCAGCAAUAGUACAUCGAAAUACUAGCACAAUCGAUCAACAAAAUUCAACGCCAAUAAAAACAAUCGAUCUAUUUCCAGGUUCAUCCAGAUUAUCAAACGAGGAUACGAAACCCGUUGGUGACCCAUUACCGAAUUUUAGUUUUAUGAAUCCAAAAGCAUUAAUGUUGCGAACAAAAAAUUAA